AUGGCCGACUCGAAGGACUACGAGGAAAAGGUUGGUGACUAAACGAGCGCUUUUGUAUGACAGGGGGGGGGCUGGAUUAGAGGAAUUAAUCGUCGCAAACAGGCUUUCGAGGUGGCUAACCUUGACGUUGAAAGUUUUUGGUAAAUUUUUGUAGAAUUUUGACAGCGACUACGUCUAAUAAUUUGUAAGGGAGUUGUAGAAUCUUCUCUUUCGCAUAUCAAAAAACAAAAUUUUUGAGCUUCAAAAAAUGACGUCAUUUUUCGCAAUUUCACAUUUUUUCUGCAUAAAUUUGCGCCAAACUAAUUAUAUAGAAACUGGGAUAAGCUAGUGAGAAAUAAAAGCAAAUUUUGUCAGUGCCAAUGACAUUGUAUGGCAUUAAAAAAUAACUCUGCCAAUUUUCAGUCUCCCUCGCACGAGACGGUCACCGUGGCCAUGCCAUCCACCGAGUCCCAGUCCGCCCAGCAUCGCUCGAUCACCGAGAGCGCGCAGUUCAAGGUUGUGACACCCAAGUAUAAAACCGGCGACAAAAUUGUGAGUUAUCUUUAAAAUUUAUUGUACUUGUAUACUCCCCGUACAAUGUUUUGACCCCCCUCCUAACUCCGUCCAAAGUGUACUAAUUCGGACCAAAUUUGGUAUGUAGUAUACUCACAGGCUAGUAACAAAAAAUAACAUAGCAGGACAUACCUUAUAGUUGAAUUUCAAAAGCUAGGGGCAAUUUUCAAAAAUCACCUUAAAAAAUCGAGGAAAAAGUUUUGACCCCCCUUAAAGAAAGUUAGAUAUCGCCAGCAGAUGCCAAACUUAUUGUAAUCGACGUCCCAUACCUGAAUACAGGCUAAUAUAUGGUUUUCCGUUGAAUGCUUCGUUGCAUUUGAGGAUUCAACGCGUUAAACCGUUUUUGAUGUAGAGCUGCCCAAAAUUGUAAAAAUCUUGCCCUAGCGCUUUCCUAGAGCUCUAAAUUGGGUUUAUAUUACGUGCUUUAGACCUGUAUUUACCUUCUCCUUUCAACAAAAGUGCAUGGUGGCCUGGCGGUGUAGAUUCGGCAGAUACCCUCUUGUCAUGCCCAGCCUUGGUGAGCCAUUUGCUCUUUGACUCAAGGUCGAGAUGUGGUCAUUAGGUCCUCAAUGUAAUCCUGAGACUCCUAGUUACUCUCAGCAAUGUAAAAUGUUUUGAUUUGACACGUUUUGUAAUGGGUUUCAUUCACCUUAAUCUUAACUUUGCCGUUACUGUAGAUGACCCCGAGUACGAUGACAUCACCACCUCCCAUUUGGCGUUUCAUACGUCUCAAAUGAGUAUGGUAAGUGCUGUAGCGUCUUAAAUUAACUGGUCCAUCAAAUGAAAGCUGUCUUUGGGUGCUAAAAAUCCAUUUGAAAAACGCGGGUUUUUCGUUAAGGUGCAGAUCGGCGAAGUUGCGCCUGCAAACCAUAUGAGACCGUGUCAGCCGGAGUUUAUUUUUUCUUUGAGAGUAACUAGGAGUCUCAGGAUUACAUUGAGGACCUAAUAACCACAUCUCGACCCUGAGUCAAAGAGCAAAUAGCUCACCAAGGCUGGGCAUGACAAGAGGGUAUCUGCCGAAUCUACACCGUCAGGCCACCACGCACUUUUAUCGAAAGGAGAAGGUUAACACAGGUCUAAAUCACAUAAUAUAAAUUCAAUUUAGAGCUCUAGGAAAACGCUAGGGCAAGAUUUGUACCAUUUUGGGCAGCUCUACAUCAAAAACGGUUUAACGCGUUGAAUCCUCAAAUGCAACGAAGCAUUCAACGGAAAACCAUAUAUUAACCUGUAUUCAGGUAUGGAACGUCGAUUACAAUAAGUUUGCGUGGCAUCCGCUGGCGAUAUCUAACUUUUUUUUAACGGGGGUCAAAACUUUUUCCUCGAUUUUUUAAGGUGAUUUUUGAAAAUUGCCCCCAGUUUUUGAUAUUCAACUAUAAGGUAGGUCCAGCCAUGUUAUUUUUUGUUACUAGCCUGUGAGUAUACUACAUACCAUAUUUGGUCCGAAUCAGUACACCUUGGACCGAGUUAGGAGGGGGGUCAAAACAUUGUACGGGGAGUAUAAUAUCACACUUGACUGGCCUACCAUUUACAACAAUAAUCACUUGAUUUGACCUAAAUAUUCAUUUUUUAGUCAUCGGAAAUCAACCUUGGCGGCGCCACAGUGUCCUCUGGACACACUUUACGCGAAAGCAAUGGGGAAUACCGAUCAGAGCAUUCGCAAGAACAGUUCAAGAUGCAUGUCAUCGACCCCAAAGUCAACUCGAAUGCCUAUAUCCCCGCUCACACCACAUCUUCAGUUGUAAAAACCCGAACUAUCACCGAAGACUUUCCCAGUCAUCACAAUAAAAGAUCACUGCUUAAUCUGGACCCUGUGGAACAACGGAAAUUCAGGGUAGGAAAAGUGUCCUUUUGUCAUUUAGUUACUAAAAUAUUUGUACUCAUUAUGAGCCAUUUUUAACUUCGAUUACAAUUUUAGAGUGUUGAGACUCGGCCGAUCACAACAAACGCCUACUUAAGCGAGAGUGUGAAUCGACAUCGAGCGGCCGAAGAGUCCAAACUGAAGCAAUACUUGAAGGCCAAAGAAGGGGAUGCCAAUCAGCCCUGGAACAAGCCGGAUUGGCCUGGAGCUAGUGUAAGACCUCUUGUUGAGGAUACUAAUCUAUUCUUGGCACUUUCAGCAAAACCAGGAGAGUCUACGAGAGUUGGAGCAAAUCAGAAAGGUGAGAAUUACUUUACAUUUUAAGUAGAGACUUAUGACGUCUAAACUAAUGCUUUUUUGAAUUUUCAGAGUAUCGAAACGCUACAAAAGGUAAGUUAGUGUCAGUUCUUGUCUUUCCUUGUCUUAUCUUGUCCUUCCUUUCUACUGGAAUAUGAGAAUGAUGGCACGGAGUAAAAGGAGAACGCCUGAAUUCAAAUCUACUGAAAACGAGCCGUCUUGGGACCCAAUCUCCUGCUAAUGGAGCUCUCUAACGCCAAAUACGCUCCAUAUCAUGGCAUAUCACGGACCAGCCGCAGGUAAGAGCCCGCUUUAAUUGUGGAGGCGGGGUUCAUGAGAGGCGCGCAUCGAGCCCCCUUUUUCUCCCGAUCCCUGCGCUUGGCCGGGUGCGCGAUCUUCCAAGGGGAAAACGCAGGAUCAGCUUCUUUUUUCCGGUCCCUCUCGUGGGUGUUUAUCUUAGACGAUCCCGGGGCCCCGGUUAUCUGCCCCCUCCGGCCUUCUCUCGCACUUUGACACUUCAACAACCGCCUUUGUCCUGUUUACAAAACGCCUUUUUUUGUUGUAAUCCUUGAACCAAAACUAAUAAUUUCCGCUAUCUUCGCGGUGUGUACAUAGGAAUUUGGGGGGAUGUGCUCCGACGCCAGUGCUCUGGACGCAAUAUGUCCAAAAAUAUCUAGACGGCCUUUGUUUUGAGGGGAUUUGAUCAGCCGCGUGUCCUUGGGCCUGACAAUGACCACUGUUCCUAUUCAAAUACAACAAAUUUGGGGGGUUUCAAGACAUUUCCGUUUUAUGUAGUCGCUAGUAUGCCCGUGGAAAGUGUGUACGAAAAUUUGCGGGUAGGAAGAGCUGUUGAAAGUUUUUUAUCAAGUCUAUUUACUUUUAAUUCGCCUAUUUGUUGCAGGAGUUCGAUCGCGAGGCCGGGCCGGUUCAAAGUUAUGACAACUACUGUCUAAAUGAACGUUACUAUCGCCAACGAAGACUUACUGAAUACGAAGGUUAUCAAGUAAGUUGUUUUGAUGAUUAUUCUGUUUUAAAAUACCAACUAAUCUAACCUUGAAGUUUACACAAAUAUUGUAGAACUACCGCCCAAUGGUCCCACCACCACCACCCCCUCCUCCCCCGCCACCAGCUGCCAAAUCGCCCAAUAAACUCCAAUACCAACCGGGAAUGACCAACAAUCUGAGCUACACUCCCUCAACGAAUCUGCCCAAGUCAUCGAUGAGUCAAACAAGACCACAGACCGCCUCCUUCAACGGGCCCUUCUUCAAGAUGGAGGAGGUUUCGCCUCAAGAUAUCUCUUAUAAUCUGAAAUACCAACAAAACGAGAUCGACCGAUCCUCGAGGUACGUGGGGAAUGGAGGAGAAACGGUGGUUGUUUGGCCUCCGAACAGAGAAGAGGAGCAUCCGAGGCCCACCUCAAGCCGAUCGUUGAGGGAUCCGGAUCGGGUUGGCGAAUACGAACGACAGAAACAGUUAGAAUCCAUAGCUAUUCAACAGAAGAAACAAAAGGAGCAGGAGAACCUGGCAAAGCAAUUCAAAGCAGCCCAACUUCAACAACAACGGCUGGAAAGUCGAGGAUACGACACUGGGAGAUUAUCAGCUGAAUACAAGCAAGAAUACAAACAAGCGACGCCAUCACCCGCUCUUCAGUCGGAGCCAGGACCAAGUCCAAUGCUACGAGUCUACGAAACCCGCCCAAUAUCAGCUCAAUCGGCCGAUUCGGCAAACAAUCAGCCCAGUUGGCGGAGGACGUACAUAGUGGAAGAGCAGGAAAUCGCGGCCAGGAAUGAGAUCAUCAAGAGCGAAGAGGUUUUGGAGCGAGAAAAGUUCGACAUUGACCUUCUACAGCGACGAGACACCUUCGUGGAGAAGCCAGAGACACCGAUUCAGAUACAGAGGACGGGUAGAAGAUGGGAACCUCCUCCAGAAGAGCCCUACGUGUGGCCAACGGCCUCGAGGAAUGAUGCCGAAUUCAAAUGGGUUCCUGUGGUAGGGGACCCGGGAUAUAAACACGAAACGAACGCUUUUAUUCCUACACCUUCACCACCACAUUCACCAAUCAAAGGACGAGGUAAGAGCAGCACUAAUGUCUACGUAAAUCGUCAAAAGCAUCUUGGAGAGGCGACAGAGUUCAUAAUAAUUGAAUUUUUUAGGUACUGGCCCCUUAGACGACGUUGCUCAACGACAAACCCGACAUCUUGUCACCCCACAACCCGAUGGAAGUCAUAGACCCAAAUCAGUAUUCAAAUCGCCUAGAUCUACCCCAAGCGGCGGCUUCGUACCUCACGCACCAAACGCUGUUAGAGUUGCCAGGGAUUCGCCUCAACCAACGAAUGAACGAAGAGUUAUUCAAGAGAGCAGAUAUCGAGUUAUCAAUGACUCUAGGAGGGAGGGAGAAGGUAAGGAUUAAUCUCUAAAGAUAAUUAGACAUUGAUAUUACGGAAGUAACACUCUAAUUUUUAGUCGUAAAUGACUGGGAGAAGAUCUACGAGCUUCCUCCACAUGCCUCAACAUUAACGGAAAAGCAGCCACCCAGACGAAUCGAUGUCUCAAAACGGACGGAAAUGUUCGAAAAGCGAGUACGACGAAGUCACAGUGCUCAUCAAUCUGUAUGUCGGUUAAAAAUAGUUUUUUUAUAUCUACUACAAAUAUCACGAAUCAAGUACAAUAGAAUUCAUAACCCAAGCUCCAAUUCGAAAAUUUUUCAGCGACAUCAUAGCACUCCGCUCACUGUCAUCACCGAUCCCCACGGCCGAAAAAGCUCGCAUCAACCAAUUCCCACGAUUCGACAUUCGACGAGAUCGGACAGUUAUCGAGACGAAAUUCCAUCAAGACCUUCGUCGGCGAGGUCUCAAAGAGCUGCGGAGAUAUUCAACGAAGCCACCAGGCCAUCGCCACCUCCUCCGAGCUACAAUCGCGCCAAACGAUAUGUUGUGCCGGCAUUGCCACCGGGCAGAAAGGUACGGUUUUGAGAUUUUUUGAGGAAAAAACACGCAACACAAACUUUAAAAAAAAUUGGGAACUUCUUUUUUUCGGAAAAUACAAAAAUUGUUUUUCUCUUGUGGCAUUAUGCCAAAGGCAAGAUUUCGUUCCGAGACCUUAAAUUUUUUUACAAUUUUGAUUUUUUUAAAAUUACAAUAUGAAAUAAAUUCGUAAUGGUCAAAUUUUUAGGAAAAGUCCCGCUCCUCUCCGCCACGACCUCCUCCCGGCAACACUCGCCGUCUGUUGGGGGUGGUACAAACCGCGGCCUCCAGCCAUCAGCAUAAUCGACCACUCAGCGCCUCUCUGCAGGUCUCGCCGGAUGUGCACAGCAUCUCGCCAGCCAGCAGCAAGUACCUCUGAACGGUUCCACUGCCAUCAUUCUCAUACUCGGGUCCUCCUGUAAUUAUUGGAUUCGGCCGCAGAUUCGAAUCCCUUGCCUCUUCUUUUUCUCUUUUUUGUCUUUCCUUUUUUCUCUCUUGAUCGAUGCAACUUGUUGACGAUAAUCGAUUUCAUUUCCGGUGCAGGUGUCAGCAGAGCCACGAACGGUAAGUGCUUGUCGUAAUUUGGGGGAGGGCUGUAUUAGAUUAAUCAAAAAAAAAAUCAAAAAACUUUAACGGUUAUAUUCAAAUUAAAAAAAAAUUUUUUGCAUACAGCAUCGAUCAGGUUGAUCGUUGAAAAUUAGGGUUUAAUUUUCGUCUCGUCAAUUUCGAUUGUCAAAUUGAACUUUUACUUGUGAAAUUUUUGUAGAUUUUACAAAAAAUCGUAGGAAUUUAAAAUUUAACGGUGAAAUUAAUCUUUUCUCUCUGAUUACUCAAAUUUUCGCCCCCAACUGCACAAUUAGCCAGCAUGUUCUCCAAUUAAAGCUUGUAAUUUUUCAGCACGACGAUCUGGAGGAGUUGUCGCGCAAAUCCCGCGAGUUGGCCGAGCGCUCCAAGUCCCGGCGCAGCGAGUUCAAGCUGGUCGGUUCGGAGAUUGUGAAGACCGAGCCCGAGGCGGUUCCGCCACCGCCGCAAGCACUCAAGGUUUACCUUUUUUUUCUCUUUAUCAAGUUUGCUCAUUAAUUAGGGAGGUGUGAUCGAAAUAGUCGCGGAAUCGGGAGUGUCUAAUUCAGGGCUUUGUUUUGUGUUAUCCCUGUUAAUAGACGAGUGAAUUUUUAACAUUAGUUAUAUCAGAGUGUAAUAUGAAGUAAUGCCGUUGAUUUUUGCUACAGAGUUUUUUUUAGUUUCUAUCAUCGGCUUAACUUUAUAUUAUACUGCCAUUAAUAUCCCUGUGAUUGUUGUGUCCUCUUCCUGUUACUGUUUUUCAGUUAAACUUGUAAUGUUUUCGACUACUAACUACUUUCUAGACCUCACCGAAAGAUCAGUACUCCCCAGGCUCCGUUGGAACCACAACUUCAGCGGCCUUGCAUCAAUUAGAUCGUGGGAGUGAAUACAUUACGGUAAUUAGGAGAUGACUAACCCUUUGGUUGAAUGCUAACGACUAAUAUUGUUUGCGCCAUAACCUUGCUAUUUGUAUGUAAAUGCUGUUUUAGGAUCAGUCUUCGGCGACCUGGCAGUAUAACACGCAUUAUAACACACCGUUCAGCCCGAGGUCGGUGGUUUCGGUGAAUGGGAAUCGACGGAAUGACGAUGGUCUUCUGAAGAUCCGCACCUCACAGUCCGUCAUGAAUAUCAGCAGAGCUGAGGUAAAGCCGGCCUAGGUCGUAAUGGCCCUGAAUUACUCUGUGUUUACUAACUGUUCGCUUAUUAACAACGCUUUGCACUUCCGAAUCCUAUGGGGAUAAAACCAGGGACAUUUUAUACGAAAGAAGUGAUGACUUUAGUUGAGGUGACAUUUUAUACGAAAGAAAUGGUGGCUUUAGUUGGGUGACAUUUUAUACGAAAGAAACGAUGACUUUAAUUGGGGUGACAUUUUAUACGAAAGAAAUGGUGACUUUAGUUGAGAUGACAUUUUAUGCGAAAGAAACGGUGACUUUAGUUGGGGUGACAUUUUAUACGAAAAAUGAUGACUUUGCUUCGAUGAAAUUUUAUAUGACAAAAUUAGCACUUCAAUGUAUCCAUAAGAAGAAAGAAUGACUUUCCCACAAGCACUUCCCAGCUUUUACCUUCCCUUAACAGGUCGAGACCAAGCCCUGGCCCCACAUGCCAGCCGAUUUGGACCCCGUCCCCGACUCUCCCCAAUCCACCCUUGCCCGACAGUACCACGCAGAGCGCUACAGUAAAGUGAAUCACUACAACUCGAUGCCCGCUUUGGACACGUCGGCCUCGGCGCGCGGGACCACCAUCCAAAUCCAGGUAGGGUUGGUGUGGCUUGGCGCACGUGAUGGGCGGUGUUGGAAGACCUCGUUUUUCUCUCUUUUUCACGCUGUAAUCUGCAAUUUACACACCCGCAACUACUUCUUGCCUUUUUACUUUUGUUGGGUUUAGUUUUGACUCUUGUUUACAGGACGAGAAACAGCAACAACGAGUCGUAAUGCAGCCCGCCGAAGAGAGCGAAUCCAGAUCGCAGCUGGUCCGGCAGACUCGCGAGGUCAUCUCCAGCGGAAAGGUAGGAAAUCUUUGAAGUUGUAACUAGGUAAAUUUGAAAAAAUGGCAAAAAAACGGAAUUUCUUAGGCAUAAUUUAUCUUGCAAUUAGUCAAAAAAUCAAAAAAUAAAAUCCUCCAAAUUCCAGCCCCGAGUCACUGAGACAAUUCAGCGUGUUGAGGAACGCAAAGUCACCGAAGAAACCGAGCGUCGGGUACUUCGGCGAGAACGGAAACACCGAAGUCAUCGUUCUGCUCAUCGUUCCCAUCAUCAAUCCUCAGGGCAUCAGGAAGCCAUCGGAUGGCAUGAGGGCGGUGGAACAGGUAAGACGCGCUCUAUUACUAAUAAACUAACAACUACUAAUUUAAUAAUUGCUAAUCUCUAACCCAGGACAGCCACUAACCCACUAUGAGGAAUCUCGGAGCCAACAUCCGUCGUUCGAGUAUAUCAAGGAAGAAAGUUUGUUGUUAACGAGUAGGUAGACCACUAACCCCAAUAAUAUCAUCUAUAAGCCUUAAAAAGACAUUACUUGCUCAAAACACAAUCAUUUUCAUAUUACACUAGCCAUUUCCAGCCCAUCGAAGCAGCUCUGCCUCACGAGGCGGGUCCUACUACACCGCCGGCAAUGGAUACGACCGCUACGGUGGCUACAAUCCUCCACCACCACCCAGAGACUACCCGGUUGGGUAUCAUCGGGGCUACGAGCCCACUUAUUACCAUACCUCAUACAACGGAUACGACAUGCCUCCGGCAUAUCCGCGGCGCACCGCCAGCGCCACUUUGUACCACUGA
Messenger RNA from Bursaphelenchus xylophilus (pine wood nematode), 9004 nucleotides. NCBI's taxonomy places the organism in Eukaryota, Metazoa, Nematoda, Chromadorea, Rhabditida, Aphelenchoididae. The record is from the annotation of a GenBank genome assembly.